Messenger RNA from Penicillium olsonii, 801 nucleotides. Lineage: Eukaryota; Fungi; Ascomycota; Eurotiomycetes; Eurotiales; Aspergillaceae. The record is from the annotation of a GenBank genome assembly.
AUGAAUUCCAUUCGUCAAGUACAGGCGCUCAAUAAGCGCGAGCUAGAAAACGCUGUACCUCCAGAAGCGUCAUGGCACGCAGACUAUCGCGAUACAGCUUAUGUCUAUAUCGGCGGCCUUCCAUUUGAUCUAUCCGAGGGUGACAUUGUCACAAUAUUCUCCCAAUACGGAGAGCCGGUGCAUGUCAAUCUGGUCCGCGACAAGGAAACCGGAAAGAGCAAGGGUUUCGCCUUUUUGAAAUACGAGGACCAGCGCAGCACAGAUCUGGCCGUGGAUAAUCUUGGUGGUGCAACUGUUCUGGGUCGCAUGCUUCGAGUCGACCAUACACGGUACAAGCGCAAGGAUGACGAGGAGGAGGAAGAUAAUGUCGCCAAGUUGAUGGGAGACCCGGCCCCCGAAACCAAGGAGAGCAAGGGAGAUCGACACAGCCGGAGACAGGCGAUUGAAGAAAAGCGACCAAUGCUGCAAGAGGAGAAAGAAUUGCAACACCUGAUGCAAACCCAUGACGAGGAGGACCCAAUGAAGGAGUUUUUGAUUGAGGAGAAAAAAGAAGAGGUCGCCCGCGCUAUCGAGGCCUGGAACAGCUCCAAGAAAUCUAGCAGGCGACGAGACCAUAGCAGAGAACGAUCGAGUCGGCACCAUCGCAGACACCGUUCCCGUUCUCCAGACAGGGAGAGACGUUCUCGCCACAGGUCAUCAGACAGAGACCGAUCAAGAAGAGACCGACCCUCGAGGGAAUCACGCUCACCCGAGUCUCGACGACACCGGUCUGAUAGGGAUAGACAUGAUCGCCGCCGUUAA